AUGUCCAACAAACUCUUUGGCUCCAAGCAACAUCAAUCCUCUCCACCAGCUGCCUUCUGCUACAAGGGCCCACAAAACGCUGAGAAUAUUCCUCCAACAAACAUUCUCAGCCCAACUAAAAGCACCACCUACAGCAACACUCCUCAAAAAGUAUCAACUCCAAGAAAGAUGCUUGCCAACAUGAAGGCCAAAGUUCUCCGUAAAUCCAAUGCUGUCCACUUUGAGAAUGAUGCUGCAAGCACCUCCUCAGGAUCAUCCAAUGGUGAUGAACAAGCGAAUCAACACGUGAUGUCGUCCACACCAAAGAAAUCGAGUGGUGUCAGUGAAUCCUUCGAUGAUGACUACGAUGCAAGAGAAGACAAACCACAAGAGUCUCCAGAAGCCAUUCGUGUUUCCAUGAAUGACUCUCAACACAAAACUGUACAAAUUGAAAAGAAGAUUCUGAAGAAGGCCCUCCCAAAGCCAUCAUCCACCAGUACUGAACAAGAUCUUCCAACCUCUCCAUCCGAUACCAACCACGAAGAGGUGCAUAAGGAUCUCUCCUCCCUCUCAGAUCAAUUGAAUUCCUGUGUUUUUGAUAAGCAAUUCAGUGACUUUGUCAUUCAAUGUGGACCUUCUCUCUCCACCAAGUAUUAUGCACACCGAGUCAUUCUGGCCUCUCGUUCGAGUUAUUUCAGAGCCUUACUGAGCAAUACGUCAAGCUCUCUCUACACUUCACAACAACGUUAUUCAUGGGAACGUGAAGACAUUCAUCCAGAAGUAUUCGGUAAGGUAUUGGAAUACUUGUAUACUGGUCAAGUGAGAUUGCGAUUGGACAAUGUUCUCGACAUCUUUGUUCAAUCCGAAGAAUUUGGUAUUCCAUGCCUCAAGAGAUUGUGUGAGUUGUAUCUCAUUGAACAUGGCGACUAUGAGAAUAUGGCCCUAUUGUUGGAGAUGGCCAUUGAGAAUAAGGCUCUCGAUCUCGUCAAGCACUGCUACCAAUACAUUGAUAAGAACAUCAAGAUGGUUCUCAAAUCGGAUUCGAUCAAACACGUCAAGAUGAACACGAUCAUUCAGAUCAUCUCUCGAGACUCUCUUCAAUUGGAACCUUUGGAGGAAGUUUUAGUGUUUGAGUCUGUUCAAAAGUGGUGUGAGUUGAGAAAGCAUUUGCCAUUCGAGGCAUCGAGCAUUGCAAAGGUCAUUGAGCAUGUGAGAUAUCCAUUGAUGAGUUCGGAUCAAUUGGCAACUGUGGUUGAGCCAUCCAAUUUGGUCCCUCAACAUCCAUUGUUGUUUGAGGCUUACAAGUAUCACUUGGUUCCAGAGAAGAAUAAUCAGGCUCCACGAUUCAGAACAAGAGCUGCCAAGCAACAAUAA
Naegleria fowleri is the source of this 1353-nucleotide messenger RNA. RefSeq lists its product as uncharacterized. The coding region runs from base 1 to 1353 and encodes 450 amino acids. The transcript has a single exon. Gene Ontology annotation, molecular function: protein binding. The record is from RefSeq and is a predicted model, not a curated record. NCBI's taxonomy places the organism in Eukaryota, Heterolobosea, Eutetramitea, Acrasida, Naegleriidae.